AACGGAGGGCGGAACGAAUUGUGAACUUUACCGCAUACAUAUUUUCCAACAUUAACUGUGAAAGAAAAAUAAAAUAAUAAAAACAAAAACCAUUUCAAACUCAAGUCACGGGAAGUGUAAGUGAAAUUUAAGUGAAGAAAAAUGUCAACACGUCGCUACGAGCGUGAAGAAGCCCCGCCGAGAAGUAAAUGCAUUUCUUGUCUUUGCUUCUCAUGGAAAGUUUUCACAGUUAUUUUCUCUCAUGUCACGCUAAUCGCACUCGUAGUUGCUUACAGCGUUGCGGGUGCCUUUUUAUUUCAACGUCUUGAAGCUGAAAAUGAGAUAAGUGUGAGUAGAAUUUUUGAUACAUUUUUGAAAGUGAAAGCAAAGAUAGCGGGGAUCAGAAAAAAUGUUACGGAAAAGAUAUAUGAACAGACAUUGAGUAAAGUUUAUCUGGAAAAGGAAGAUUGGACUUCAGAUGCAAUAAAAAAGCUUCAGGAUUUCGAGACAAGUAUUUUGAAAGCAAUGAAAGAAGAAGGAUGGGACGGAUAUGAACCAGAUGCAAAUAAAACGCAAUGGACAUUCACUGGAUCACUCUUUUAUUCCAUUAUCGUCAUUACAACAAUUGGUGAGUCUCAGACAAGUUACAAAUUUAUGUUUACUGUAAUAUCUAUUCGAUUUUGUUGUCCUUUAUUGAAUCUUAAAAUCCUUAAAAUUGUAUUUGAUGUUCACAAAAUAAAUGUUGAUGAUUACGACUCGUGUAACGAGACAAAAUAA
Clunio marinus is the source of this 756-nucleotide messenger RNA. NCBI's taxonomy places the organism in Eukaryota, Metazoa, Arthropoda, Insecta, Diptera, Chironomidae. The record is from the annotation of a GenBank genome assembly.